AUGAAAACCUCUCAGAUCCUCUUUCUUUCCACGCUAUACGCAAGUGCGCAUAGCUACAUGGCCCCAAAAGAUGUAGGCUCCAUGCCACGCAACCUCGGCACGCCAGAAUCUAUGAGCAGGUCGCACACGCCCGAUUCCAUGGACAGUGCCAGACCUUCUAUGGAAUGCGUUGAUUCAACUGCAAAGCCAAGCUGUGAUUGCACCUGUACCAACGGCAUCCGCUUCAAUCAGACACUAUCUACAGAUGCACCAGAAAGUCCGUCGUGCAGUACGUGCGAAGCAGAGAAGGAGCAGUAUCUCGUGCAGUUAGCCAUCAACGCCGGUCUCGCCACAGCGCGUGAGCAGCAACUGAAAACAGACUUUGAAAAUGCAGCCGCACGCGAAACGCAGCUGAAGACGGAUCUCGACGCCGCAGCCUUGCGUGAGCAGCAACUACAGAUAGACUUUGCCACUGCAUCCGCACACGAACAGUCCCUCGAGACUGACCUCGAGCACGCCCUCUCGCGCGAGCAACAACUAAAAUCCCAUCUCGAUAGCGCCUCCACGCGCGAACAACACUUAACCGCCUCCCUCGAAUCCAAAGAAGAGGCCCACCUCGCCACCCAACGUGACCUUGAAGCCCAACUCAAACCCUUCAAAUCCCCAACCUUUAGCAUCCAAAAAUGCUACUUCACAACCACCAAGCGCGCACUCACAGACUUUUACAUCAAAGACACGGAAAUGACGGCGUACAAGUGCAAGCAUAUCUGCCGUGGCUCGAGGUUCUUUGGGCUGUCGGAUGGUACUAGUUGUUACUGUGGUGAUGUGCUUAGCGAGGAGUUGGUGGAGGCGGGAGAUGCGGUGUGUAGGGUCAAGUGUGGGGGUGAUGGGUAUGCUUGUGGCGGGGUUGGGGUGACAAGGGUGUUUAGGUAUGAGUAUUAG
This is a messenger RNA of Bipolaris oryzae ATCC 44560, 921 nucleotides long. RefSeq lists its product as uncharacterized. Bases 1 to 921 code for a protein of 306 amino acids. NCBI's taxonomy places the organism in Eukaryota, Fungi, Ascomycota, Dothideomycetes, Pleosporales, Pleosporaceae. The transcript has 2 exons. The record is from RefSeq and is a predicted model, not a curated record.